GAAACCCACCAAAAAAAAUAAUAAUAAUAAAGAUAAAGAUAAACCAAAGACAGAGAGGAAAAAGAAAACAGGUCAAUUAACAGGAGAGAUGGUGGAAAUCUUUGCAAUUCUUGGAGGAGCUCUAAAUGCCGCAGCGAAAGUUGGAGAGUUUAUAUUGACUCCAAUUGGGCGACGAUUCGGUUACAUGAUCAACUACAACAGCAACAUCGACAAUCUCAGAAACCAAGUUGAGAAGCUGGAAAAUACGAGAGUUGGCUUACAACUAUCGGUUGAUGCGGACAGAAGAAAUUUACAAGUCAUCGGACCUGAUGUAGUGGCUUGGCUGACAAGCGUGGACGAGAUCAAGACAGAGGCGGAGAAGAUUCUGGAAGACACGGUCCAAGUUCAGAAUGGAUGUGUAUAUGGGUUGUGUCCGAACCUCAAGUCACGUUACAACAUCGACAAUCUCAGAAACCAAGUUGAGAAGCUGGAAAAUACGAGAGUUGGCUUACAACUAUCGGUUGAUGCGGACAGAAGAAAUUUACAAGUCAUCGGACCUGAUGUAGUGGCUUGGCUGACAAGCGUGGACGAGAUCAAGACAGAGGCAGAGAAGAUUCUGGAAGACACGGUCCAAGUUCAGAAUGGAUGUGUAUAUGGGUUGUGUCCCAACCUCAAGUCACGUUACGCUCUCAGUAGAAAGGCAAAGAAGAAAAUUCAAGCCGUUGUUGAGCUCCAAGCUGAUGGCAAGUUUGAGAGGGUGUCUUACCCUCCUCCUCCUCCUCCACUACCACCACCACCACCACCACCAUCACCACCUGUAGUUGGGAUGGGCUCGACAUCCACCGGUGGCGAUAACGGUUUUGAGUCGAGAAUAUCUACUAUGAGAGAGGUUAUGGAGGCUUUAAAGGAUGAUAACAUCCACAUGAUUGGGAUAUGUGGUAUGGGUGGGAUCGGGAAGACAACGAUGGUCAAAGAUGUCGCUCAAAAAGUGAAAACAGGGAAUCUAUUUGAUGAGGUUGUGAUGACAGCUGUUAGCCAACAGGCAGACCUGAAGAAGAUCCAACGCAAUCUUGCAGAGCUGUUGGGUCUGAAACUCGAAGACGAAAGUGAAUUUGCAAGAGCAAGUCGGCUACGCGAGAGACUAAAGGAUGUCGAUAGGGUUCUUGUGAUAUUAGAUGAUGUUUGGGCCCGCCUCGACUUGGCAGACGUAGGCAUCCCUUCUGGAACAGACCAUAAGGGAUGCAAAGCUGUGUUGACUUCGCGAAUUCAAGACGUGUGCAAUGAAAUGGGAACUGAAAAGAAUAUCGCAAUUGAAGUCCUACCAGAUGAUGAAGCAUGGCAACUUUUUGAGGAGAUGGUUGGUGAAUCUGUUGAGAACCCUGAUCUGCAAAAAAUAGCUAAAGAGGUUGCUAACGAAUGCGGUGGUUUACCAAUCUCACUUGUAACCAUAGGAAAGGCUCUAAGGAAUAAAAACAGGCAUGUGUGGAAUGAUGCGCUUAGACAACUAAGAAGGCCAAGUGGAGAAAGCAGCUCAGAAGUGAACGCCAAAGUGCAUCGCUCUCUGGAGCUCAGUUACAAUUUUCUAGAUAAUAAGGAAACAAAGUCAUUGUUUUUGCUAUGCUGUUUAUUUCAAGAAGAUUAUGAUAUUCCAAUCGAAGAGUUGGUAAGAUUGGGAAUGGGGCUAAGGCUGUUCAGUAACAUUGAUGAAUUAGGGGAAGCAAGAGAUCGAGUGUGCGCAUUGGUUGAUAAACUGAAAAGCUAUCAUUUACUGUUAAAGAGCGACGUGGAUGACCAUGUCAAGAUGCACGAUGCAGUACGCGAUGUUGCCAUAUCAAUUGCGUCGAAAGAUGAUCAUGUGUUCAUGGUACAACAUGGUGUUGAAUUGAGAGAGUGGCCAAAGAACAGAAUUUAUAAUCACUACAAUUCAAUUUCAGUGAUAGCAGAUACAAUACAUGAGUUUCCACAGGAAUUAGAGUGCAAAAAGCUCAAGUUGCUCAUGUUAACAUGCAAGAAUGAUUCACUAAAAAGAUCAUACAAUUUUUUUGUGGGGAUGAGAAAACUCGAGGUUCUAACAUUAUCAGGCAUGCCUAUUCAAUUACUACCGUCAUCGCUUUGGUUACUCAGAAACCUCCAAACAUUAGGUCUGCAUUCUUGCCAGUUGAGAGACAUAUCUAUAAUUGGAGAGUUAGUCAAUCUAGAAAUCCUAAGCUUUCGAGGUUCAUCCAUAGAGGUGUUGCCAGAAAAAAUAGGACGAUUGACUAAUUUAAGGUUGUUAGAUCUGCUAGAAUGUAAAAAUCUUCAACGAAUAUCACCAGGCGUCAUAUCAGGCCUAGUCCAAUUACAAGAACUGUAUAUGAGAGACAGCUUUAAACACUGGGAGGCCGAAGAAGGAAAAGGAAGAAGAAACGCAACCCUCACAGAACUGGAGUCCUUACCUCAUUUGAGUACCGUAGACAUUCAUAUACCAGACGCAGCGCUUCUGCCAAGAAAUCCAUCCUUUGAGAACCUGGUGAAAUACAAGAUAUCGGUAGGUGAUUUUAACUACUACAAUGACUAUGAUUGUAGUCGAUUCCGAUAUGAAAAGCAUUUGGUACUGAUACCUCAAAUGCCAAUUCCUUUAGAGAUUGGGAUUGAUAAGCUGCUAAAGAGUGCUGAACUUCUGCAUUUAGAAGGGGAGGGUUCAGAGACCGCAGUACAAGAGUUACUUCAAGAUGGUCAGCUUCAAAACUUGAGGGAUUUAACCCUUGUUUCUUGUGACACGCCUGAAUGUCUUGCCAACACAACGUAUUGGGACUCACCUAGUGCUGUUUUCCCAGUCCUCGAGUCACUGGAAUUGCAAAACCUGCCUAACCUGAAAGAGAUAUGUCAUGGUCAAUUUCCAGUGGGUUCAUUAAAGCAUCUAAGAGGGAUUACACUAUAUCACUUACCUGCUUUGACUCAUUUUCUGGUGGAAGAUCCAACUCAAACUACUUUCUGCCUCAGCAACCUAAGAUCUGUUAGAUUGUUGUUUUGUGACAGAUUGAGAAAUCUCUUUUCACAGUCAAUUGCAAGAGGUUUGCUGCAACUCCAAAAACUCAGCAUUGGUCAUUGUGACAUGAUGGAAGAAGUUGUUUGGAAGGAAAUGGGAGAAGAUGGGAAUUCAACCAACAAGAUAGUGUUCCCCAAAUUGGAAUUCUUGGAGCUAAAGAACCUACCAAGCCUCAAUGGUUUCUCGAGAGGGAUUGAUGAGAUAGAGUUCCCUAAACUGGCUACCUUGCACUUUGAAAGUCUACCAAAGAUCAAGAAUUUUUGCCCUAGAAAUAGUAAUCUAGAUGCUGGAGACAAUUACAAUGCUGCCUUGCAAUCUAUCUUCCCACCAAAGGUUGAAUUCCCAAGCUUGGAGGUACUAGAACUCAGGAACUUUGACCACUUGGAAGGGAUGGUACCUGAGAAACUCCCAGCAGGAUCCUUCUCUAAACUAAGAAAAAUACUGGUGGAAGAGUGCAACAAACUGUUGAAAGCUAUUCCGUCAUGUUUGCUGUCAAGGCUGCAAAAUCUUGAAGAACUCAUCAUAGAAGGUUGCAGGUUGUUAGAAAAGGUAUUUGAAUUGGAGGGUCUACAUAUUAAAGAAGGAGAUUCAGUCAUGCUCUCUCAAUUGAAAUCAGUGAAAUUAAAAAAUCUACCGAAAUUGAACUAUAUUUCAAAGAGGGAGCCAAUGGGAUAUGUGUACUUUCCAGGCCUGCGUGUUCUACAUGUUCAUGGAUGUGACAAUGUGAGAUAUCUGUUCUCACAAGACAUGGUGAUCAAUAGUAUGGCACAACUCGAAGAACUAGAGAUAUGUGAAUGUAAGAUGAUGUCAGUAAUUGUCGCAGAGGGGAAUGAACAAGGUGAAAGUUCAAUGGUUAAAAUUGAGUUCCCAAAAUUGAAAUUCUUGAAGCUUGAAAGUCUGCCAAACCUUGAGAGUUUCUACUCAAAAGUGAAGGUGAUUGAUGAAGGAUCUAGAGAGGAGCUCUCAGAUGACAACCUUCAAAAUCCCAUGCAACCUCUCUUCAAUGAAAACGUUACAUUUCCUAACUUGGAGAACUUGGAGCUCUGUGGACUACAGAACGUAAAGGAGAUAUGGUCCAACCAACUUCUGAUUGGCUCCUUUGGCAAACUAAAAGCACUAAAUGUGAAGUUUUGUAGCAAAUUAACAAAUGUAAUUCCAUCUCAAAUGCUUAUAUUGAUGCCAAAUCUUGAAGAUGUCACUAUAUGGUACUGUGGUUCGGUGGAAGAAGUAUUUGGAGAGGUAGGGGAGCUAACAACUACACAGUUGAGAAAACUCACUUUGAUCCAACUUUAUGGACUCACACAAAUAUGCAAGAACGAUCACCGCGGAGUUCUCUUUAAAAAAUUAUCGUCGUUGAUUGUUAAAGAUUGUAGCAGUUUGACAAAUCUGUUCUCUCAAUCCAUGGUCAAAGCUCUUGUGUAUCUUCAAGAACUAACAAUAUAUCGUUGUUUUAAGAUGGAAGAAAUAGUUAAAGAGGAAGGAGGCGAAGGAAAGAUAGAUAAAAUUUUGUUCCCCAGGCUAAAAUAUUUGAAACUAAAAAGUUUACUGAGGCUGAGGAGUUUUUGCAGCAUCUCUUGUACUUUAGAAUUGCCAAUGCUAGAACGUGUAGCUGUCCUUAAAUGCCCCAAAAUGGAGACUUUCUCUCAAGAGUACUUAAGCACCCCAAAGUUAAGGGAAGUGAAACUGAAAGAGGGACAGCCGUGGCUCCUAAUUUAUGUAAGAGAAACAGAUUUAUGGACAGAUGUGUCGGACUGGGAAGAGACAGAGACAGAAACAGGAGACUGGAGGGGCGAGCUCAAUGACACCAUUCAUUACCUCUUCACCCAAGGAAAGGUAUGCUCUAGACACUCAACAACUCUAGCUACACAUGAUGACCACUCACCUUUUCGUUCCAUUAUAUACUUUAAGGUAAAUUUUAUCAUUAAAAAAUGUUUACGCACCAUUGUAGUGGAGCUAACUUGGACCUAUGGCAAGGAUGUCAACGAUAACAUGGAUGGAGGAACGAGUUUUUCACAACACUGGCCUAGAUGGGCAUGUGUUGAGUCCUACAUCGAAAGUUUGCAAUUGGUUACAUUACACCUACACCCCAAGGCCCAAUAAAUUCUAAAGUACACACUUCUUUUCUAAAUGGCUUAAUUUUAGAAGAGUAAUGACAACUCAAAAGGUUCAUUGGGGUGCCACAGAUUCCUUGUGGUACAAGAAUCGUUUUUCUUAGUUACAUGUAAAGAACACACACACAUGCACACAUCCAUAUACCAAAAGCCAUAUAAGUCUAAAUCCACACAAUUUUCAUAAUUGACUUAAACUUUUUGUGACAACACCAACCUGAACUGACAUAUGUUGAUCCCACGUCAGAAUUUUGUGAUGAGGGUUAUGGGUGAGUUGAGUUCCCACAAUGUUACUUCUAGUAUCAUCUCAAACUUUACAAAUCUAUGCGUUAAGAAUUUACAUUUUUUGGCUAAUUCUCAAUUGGAUUGUCACGUUAUAGAGUUGUGUCACCUAAGAAGUCUUGAUGGUCACACCCUAGGUGAUCGUCUGCGUUUCUAGACACGUUCAGGCCAUAUUUGGACAUCAAACUUUACAAGCCUAUGUACGAAGAAUUUGCAUUUUUAAGCUAAUUCUCAAUUCGUUUAUAGCAUUCUAGAUUCGUAUCAUCUAAUAAGUCACAAUGGUCACCUUAGGCAAUCAUGUUUGUUUCUGGGCAUGUUCGUGUCAUAUUUGGGCCUCAAACUUUACAAGCCUAUGUAUUAAUAAUUUGCAUUUUUAGGUUAAUUCUCAAUUGGAUUGUUGCAUUCUAGAUUUGUGUUGUCCAACAAGUCUCAAUGGUCACACCUUGGGUGACUGUAUGCGUUUCUCUGCUCUCUUGAGAAGAAAGCCAUACACUUGGCUAGUUCCAACGUAGCCUGUAGGAGUCAAGGGGUUGUAGCAGCUCCAGAGAGAAUUAUUGUGAGAGCUGACUUGUGCACAUGAACAUGUGGGCUCGAGAGCCCUGCAGCAUUUCAUGGUUAACCAGGAGGCAGUCAUGGUAUUUAGACAUAACUAAAAAGAAUUAAUUGUGGCGAUAGAAGAUUGUAACAACCUUGGCUACUGCUAGGCAUGUUCUAAGUCUCACAUCGAAAGUGAAGAGGACACUAGCAUGUACUCUUCCUCUAUGAGUGAGAAAAGCUAUUUUCAAAAUAUUUGAUGGGAGUAACAAAAACCUAUCAAAAAAAUUCGAAAUAAGGCUUUCUUUUGGGAUUUCUUUUUGCAAGUUUUAGACAUCCUUGGUUAACACUUUUAGGUAAGUUAUCAACGUAUCUUAUACUGUUAU
This is a messenger RNA of Camellia sinensis, 6317 nucleotides long. Its product is annotated as disease resistance protein At4g27190. NCBI's taxonomy places the organism in Eukaryota, Viridiplantae, Streptophyta, Magnoliopsida, Ericales, Theaceae. The record is from RefSeq and is a predicted model, not a curated record. Gene Ontology annotation, molecular function: ADP binding.